ACAAACACACCGAUAUUUCCACAAAUAUGGCCGACAAUGAUGGCUGAUCCUCUUCGUCGACCUGACCAAGUGUCUCCUAAGUCGAGCCCCCGUGACAGGGGCUCGAGAUCCCCAGCCUAUCCCAGACAAGAUUCAACAGGGACCCUCAAGACAACCAUAAGCCUGGGGAAAAUCCCCUCAGUUAUUCACACAGGACCCUUCUACUUAAUGAAAGAUGUGCCGGAACCUGCUGAGAUUACUGGUAGCACUAACCUAUUGUCACAGUAUGGGCUUGAACACUCCUACAGCAAGUUCUGUGGCAAGAAAGUUAAAGAGGAACUCAGCGCAUUUCUCCCCCAUCUUCCAGGAAACAUUGAUAGUCCAGGGAUGCAAGAUAACAGUUCUCUGCGGUCUUUGAUAGAGAAGCCACCAAUCAUAGGCAAGGAGUUAUCUUCUCUUGCAGGGUCUUCCCUGACAGGCUUCAGGCUCCAUCCUGGACCGCUUCCUGAGCAGUAUCAGCUGUUGAACCAGAUGACCCAGAAGAGGAAGCACAAGCGGAAGAAGAAGCACAAGGAAGGGGAGAAGGGGAGUGCACUCCAGGAGACUCAGACUGAGAAUGCAGCUGAUGCGGAAGCAAAGAAAGUUAAGAAACCAAGGAAGGAUGAAGACAACAGCAAGGACAACAGCAAGAAGAAGGAGAAGAAGAAGAAGAAAAAGAAGAAAAGACACAGCCCAGAACAUCAGCCUUCUGCAACUCAGGGAAGUGAAGGUGGCUCAUGAGGCAGGGGCCAUGUCAUGCAGAAUGUGGGCGGAGUCUCAUGGUCAUGUGAUGUAGAAUGUGGGCGGAGUCUUGUGGUCAUGUGAGGUAGAAUGUGGGCGGAGUCUCGUGGACAUGUGAGGUAGAAUGUGGGCGGAGUCUUGUGGUCAUGUGACGUACAAUGUGGAUAGAGUCUCGUGGUCAUGUGACACAGAUUAUGGGUGGAGUCGAUUACCCAAGGUGGAGUCGAUUACCCAUGUGACAGAAUUGAGUUGACUCUGAUGGCCAUGUGCAGAUUCUCAUGUGACAAAGAAUGUUGGCGGAGUCUGAUAUUCCACAGUUGGAUUUUGAGAUGUUGGAUGCUGUAUGUAACAGGAGAUAAUGACAGCCUCGUACUGACAGAGUUGUCUCCCUCAAGUGGUCCCAGAAACUCAAAACUAAAGGAUCAGAAUGGUGUCAUAGACUUUUACCUGGAUUUUACAACGGAAGAAGACACAGGCUGUUACUCACUCCAUUGUCAAGUGUGCUAUAUCUCUAUUCUAUUAUGCCUCGGCGUUAAGGCAUUCACUCGUCACUCCCACGUGGGUACAAUGUGAAGCCCAUUUCUGGUGUCCCCUGCCGUGAAAUUGCUGGAACAUUGCUAAAGCGACGUAAAACCAUCCUCACUCAUUAAUUUGCCACCAUGGCUUCAUUUAGGAAGUGAUGUCGCCAUCACUCCUAUCUUACUAAGAACAGAAUUUAUCAUAAUCAUGAUAAUAGAAUGGAGAUAUAUCACACUGGAUAAUCAAGGCUAUAUGGAAUGUUGACUUGUUUUAUUGAAAUAAAAUAUGUCCAGAAGUGAUGUCAAUAUCUUGUAGUUAUAUCAGUGGCUCUGAUAACAGUGCCUCACACGUGAUGUGUGUAGGUUGAUAGUCUAAGAUUUGGACUGCACAGAUUAGUCAACAGACAGGGAUGUACCUGGGUUAUAUUAUUUGUUUAUUUGAUGGUCCAGGGGACUUCAUCCUGUUACUUGUAGUGGUUCCAGUGUAUAAACGGGGGUUCCCAAGCCACAACAUGGGGGUCACAGAGAAAUGACAGAAACUGAAUACAGUACAGUACUAUUCCACAAGUGACAGAAGGUGGCACCUCCUGAGAACCCUUCCGUUAAAAGUAGAUAUGGAAUGCCCCAACUGAAACGAGUCUCCAAAUGCCAGUGUUAGAAGAUCAUAAAGCAAUCGAUUGUGUAUGUUAUUUUCUACAUUACACAUGGAAAUUAAUUUCAUUAAAUAUAGUAUAUUCAUUGCUACACGUGCAUCAAAUUUAUUUUCAACACAAACAGCAUUAAAUAUGCAGCUCUCCAGUAUCAUGGCGACCCAUCUUGUCACUUGAUUGUUGUUGAUGCAGAGGAGAGAUGUCGCACAAAUUUGUACAAGAUCCCAUUUAGUAAACACUUAAUACAAUUAUGCUUUGGUAUUGUAUGUUUUAUACAAACUUGGAUGAAGUGAACUGAUUAAAAUGACCCUACUUAAGAAGAGACGGUGUUCGUAGUGUAAGGCACUCGACAUGGCAGUUUUCACAUUUUGUUCACAGUUUUAAAAGCACACCAUGAGAUAUGUUUGUUGUAUGUAUAUUUUGUACUGAUAAAACCCCUGGUUGUACACAAGACCUGUGUAUAUUCAGAAAUAAAUAUAUGAAACUAG
This is a messenger RNA of Haliotis rufescens (red abalone), 2415 nucleotides long. RefSeq names its product mediator of RNA polymerase II transcription subunit 19-like. Gene Ontology annotation, biological process: positive regulation of transcription by RNA polymerase II. The coding region runs from base 37 to 759 and encodes 240 amino acids. Gene Ontology annotation, cellular component: mediator complex. NCBI's taxonomy places the organism in Eukaryota, Metazoa, Mollusca, Gastropoda, Lepetellida, Haliotidae. The record is from RefSeq and is a predicted model, not a curated record. The transcript is spliced from 6 exons. Gene Ontology annotation, molecular function: transcription factor binding; transcription coregulator activity.